This is a messenger RNA of Rhododendron vialii, 1086 nucleotides long. RefSeq names its product growth-regulating factor 10-like. The coding region runs from base 313 to 762 and encodes 149 amino acids. NCBI's taxonomy places the organism in Eukaryota, Viridiplantae, Streptophyta, Magnoliopsida, Ericales, Ericaceae. The transcript is spliced from 3 exons. The record is from RefSeq and is a predicted model, not a curated record. Gene Ontology annotation, cellular component: nucleus. Gene Ontology annotation, biological process: DNA-templated transcription; developmental process; regulation of DNA-templated transcription. Gene Ontology annotation, molecular function: ATP binding.
AAGACUUGCAGUUGUCCUUUUUAACUCUUUCUCCUCCCUCUCCCUCUCUCUUUCUCUUUCUCUGCUAGCUGUGUGUGUUUUGUGGAGUAGUUUUGGGCACACACAGGGAGAGAGAGUGUGUGUAUCGGGUGCACCAUUGAAAUGGUAAGGUAGAAAAACAAUUAUAGGGAUUUAAAUCAGUCACCUAAGGGCAAUAAUCCUCUUUGGUCAUUAAAGCCCAUUCAGCCAACCAUCAAAACUGUCUCCCGACUUGGCGUGAUUUGCAGAGUGCCAUAUCCCACUGGCCACCAUUUCCAUCUCUUUUUCUACAAGAUGGAGUCGCAUAACCAACCUUCCAAGAUUGCUCGCCUUUCAGACCAUGAAAUGAAGACCAUGGAAGGGUCAAGCCAAAAUGGACUUGGGCUAAGCCUCGGGUUGAAUCGUGUGUCUGGCCGCCGGCACGGCUGCUCAAAAUCAUCUGGUUUUACCUUCCUUCAGCUGCGAGAAUUAGAGCACCAAGCCCUCAUCUACAACUACAUUGAAGCCGGAAUCCCCGUACCUUUCCAUCUAAUUCUCCCUGUUUGGAAAAGCGUUGCUAGCUCUUUCACUGGUCUCAACUUCCUGGGCUGUAGCUCUUUAUACCAUGACUACAAAAACAGCAUGGAGCCAGAACCAGGGAGGUGCAGAAGAACAGAUGGGAAGAAAUGGAGGUGCAGCAAAGAAGUUGUUUCUAAUCACAAGUACUGUGAGAGACAUGUGAACAGAGGCCGUCGUCGCAGUUGACCACAAACCAUUUUACUGGCUCCUGCAAUCUCAAUUCUCCACCCGUUCUAGUUACUCCACGAACAGAUAAUUUGUCCCCCAACGCCAAUUAAAUUGAGACUUAAGGCUCGGUUUGAUUUGGUUUGUUAUCGGGUGUCUCGGAUAGGUGGCUGAUACUUCUCCGGUUUAUUUUCAUUUCUGUUAUGAUGUUGCACCGAUUUUUCCCUGUUGUCCUCGGAAUGGAUCAACAAUAGUGUCGUGUAUUAUUUGUUUGGCAGGAGAAAUUUGAAAAGCGUAAAACUUCUAAUUCUAAUGAGAAUUCCAAGUUAUUUUUUAUGUAUAUUU